Messenger RNA from Pleurotus ostreatus (oyster mushroom), 231 nucleotides. RefSeq lists its product as uncharacterized. NCBI's taxonomy places the organism in Eukaryota, Fungi, Basidiomycota, Agaricomycetes, Agaricales, Pleurotaceae. The record is from RefSeq and is a predicted model, not a curated record. The transcript is spliced from 3 exons. The coding region runs from base 1 to 231 and encodes 76 amino acids.
AUGCCCAACUCCAGCAACGGUGAUUACUCCUACAACAGCUCUGGGACCAACUCCCAGGGAAAUCAUUAUUGCUCCCGCGACUACGGUAAUGGCUCCAACUCCUACCAUCACUCCAACCAGGACGGGAGCUACUACUACAGAAACCCCAACGGCUCUACCUACCACAGCUCUAGUGGCGGCCAAUCCACCUACACCUCUCCCAACGGGAACACCUACUCCAAGAGUAAAUAA